Molecule: messenger RNA, 1080 nt
Organism: Parnassius apollo (apollo)
Lineage: Eukaryota; Metazoa; Arthropoda; Insecta; Lepidoptera; Papilionidae
Source: the annotation of a GenBank genome assembly
AUGACUGGAAAAUGUGGAAAGUGCUCAAAGCAACUUCCAAGAAAACAAUUUUUAAUAUGUACCUCAUGCAAUACCAGUUACGAUAUCGAUUGUGCAGGAGCUGAAAAGAGAUUUUUCCUUAUGAAUGACGAACAUAAAAGGCGCUGGAAAUGCGUUUCUUGUUGUACAAAGCCACAUUCCUCAAGUUCUGGAAUAGCCGCAUCCACUCCAUAUGAUGAGCAUGUCGCUAUAAGAAAUAAGUGCGUUGUAAAUAUCUCAACGUCAAACUCAUUUGAAUCACUGGCUGAUAAUUCCUUGGCAGAUGAGGAUGAUGCAGACAACUGUAAUACAACACUUAAUAGAAGCUGUCCAGAGUUAUCAACUAUUACGGCAUAUGAUUUGGAAGAAUUAAAACAGAAGAUAUUGAAUCUACAAUCGAGAUUGGUUAUAGCGGAAAAGGAAAUAGAAAACCUACUUCAAGAAAAUACCAACUUAACAGAUAAAAUUGCUGCAAGAGAAGCCAAAAUUAACCAAUUAAAACAAAUAUGUAGCUCGAGUAUUAAACAACGCAAGAAAAGGAAGGAAAUCUAUGAAUCAAGAUCAUCAUCGGUAGUAAAUCAAAGCUUUGAAGGAAUUAAUGCAGGGAACUCCGAAAACAAGGAAAAUCUUGCGGAAACAAACCAACCAAAGAAGAGAAACAUCUUUAUUCUAGGAGAUCAGCAAAUGCGCGGUUUGGCGAUCAAAAUACUUGAAUAUCGCUAUGGAAAAUAUAACGACGUGUAUAACGUUACCAGCAUAAUUAAAUCUCAAGCACAAAGUAGGGACAUUAUGACGAAUUUCAAUGUAAUUCCUGAGAAUAUGAAUGAAGACGAUGUAAUAAUUUUAUCUGUAGGCUCUAAUGAUAAUGAUCCAUAUCUUUUAUAUGGUAAUGUAUGCAAUUUUCUAGUUAUAUACAAGAACUAUUAUUUAAAAGCUGCACUGGAAGAAUUCAAGGAUAAAAAGUUAGACAUACAAGUGUUAUGCUUGAGUGAAACGUUUAUUCAAAGCGGCGACGAAGUAAAUCUUAAAAUACCGAAUUACAAAUUAGCUGCUUACUGCUAA